CAUGUGUUACAACCGUCUGGUUACAACCGGUUAACGUUACAUCAAAUUGAAUGAAUGCGAACUUCGCUGCGUACUGUUGGAAUUAUGCGUUUGAGACGGGCAGAUGAAAUGAUAAAAUAACCUAAAGUAUCGUAAAAACAGACGGAGUAUUUUGUGGAUGGACUGCUGUUCUUUUCAGAUUCAGUAUGUGGUGUAAAUGAAGCUGUCAACUAUACAUUGGACAAAAUGAACAAAAGAGAGGACACCCCUAAAGACCGCGGCUGUCUGGUUGCGGUCAUGUUCUUCAUCCUUGGCCUGGGAACACUAUUGCCAUGGAACUUCUUUAUGACGGCUUCUAUGUAUUUCAACAACAGACUCAAUACAUCUGAAUGGAGGAAUGGAACAAUAACAACUAGGACAGAGUAUUAUUUCAAUAACUGGAUGACUCUUCUUUCCCAGCUGCCUUUGCUGCUGUUCACUUUGCUCAACUCAUUUCUCUAUCAGCGGAUUUCAGAGGGGAUAAGGAUUGCAGGAAGUUUAGUCUUCAUCCUCAUCUUCUUCAUCAUCACUGCUGCCCUGGUGAAGGUCCCAAUGGAGGAGGACAGGUUCUUCUCCGUCACCAUGGCAACUAUCUGGUUUAUCAAUUCGUUCGGGGCCGUGUUACAGGGAAGUCUGUUUGGUUUGGUGGGUAUGUUGCCGCAGAAGUACAGCGGCAUCUUUAUGAGCGGACAGGGAGUCGCAGGGACAUUUGCUGCUCUUGCAAUGAUCUUCGCCUUAGCAAGUGACGCUGACAAUGAAACGGCAGCUCUGGGUUACUUCAUCACUCCGUGUGUCGGGACCCUCAUCACGCUCAUCAGUUACAUGCUGCUACCCAAACUAGCAUUUGCUAGAUUUUACCUGGACAGCAAAAGCAAGAGCUACGAGCUUGAGCCGUCGAGCCAGCUGCUGACUACAGGGAAUCCUCCAGAAACUGUGGAAUGCUGUGAGACGACGAGCGAUCCGUCUGAUGUCUCUGUGGUCAACAGGGAUCCGAACAAAGCUGCUAGCUGUGUCGGUGAAGAGGAGGGUUGCAAACAGGCCUUCCUCCCGCUACAGGCAGAAAACACUAACACCCAGAAGAGCUCUGUCCUGCAGGUCUUCAAAAAGAUUUGGGUUAUGGCGUUUUGUGUGACGUUUGUGUUCACAGUAACACUGUCAGUGUUUCCAGCUGUGACCGUGGAUGUUAAAACUGUCUAUGGAGGAAACUGGGAACGAUACUUCAUUCCUGUUUGUUGUUUCCUCUUUUUUAACCUGAUGGACUUUUUUGGAAGAACUUGCACGAUAAUAUUGAAGUGGCCCUCUAAAGAGAGCCGUUUUUUCCCAGCGCUGGUCGUGUCUCGUCUGAUCUUCGUGCCGCUGCUCAUGAUGUGUAACGUGCAGGAGAGACACAAUCUGCCUGUGCUUUUCUCAAACGAUGUCGUGUUUGCCAUAAUAAUGCUAAUUUUCUCCGUGUCCAGCGGAUACUUCGUAUGUCUGUCCAUGACAUACGCGCCACAGCUUGUGGAGCCUAAAGAUGCGGAGACAGCCGGCGCGUUAAUGACGUUUUUUCUGUCUCUGGGCUUGUCGUUAGGAGCAGCUUUUUCGUUCCCUUUGCGCCUCCUGGUCUGACUGACAACCACACUCGGUCUCAAACCGAUCCAUUCUCAGGACGUCUCCAUUGAUGCUUGUGCGUCAGUCUCUUCACACACAGUGGACAAAAGCAAAUUGAAACAAAACUGAAAACAGUUUUCUUUUU
This is a messenger RNA of Pimephales promelas (fathead minnow), 1753 nucleotides long. The record is from RefSeq and is a predicted model, not a curated record. NCBI's taxonomy places the organism in Eukaryota, Metazoa, Chordata, Actinopteri, Cypriniformes, Leuciscidae.